GCUGAGAUCAUUCGCUGGCGUGUCACAUAUGGCUACUUACGACAUCAAAACAGUGACUGAAAACGUGUUUUAAUAUUCUCGUUAUAUCGCAAAAAUGGCUAGACGGCACGCGAAGAAGAAACAUCGAGGGAUUAAGGAUCCGUACAAACAAAUUGAAGAGCGAUUCAAUAAGAUAAAGCACAAAGUCAAUCGCAAACCUGUAAAUGACAUGACCCAGGAAAUCUCGAGAAAGUUGCAAAUGAUUACCGAUUUUCAGAAAGGGAAGCCAUCUAAAGAAAAUGAUGAGUCACAGACGGUCAACGGAGUUAAGAGGAAGAAAUCGAAGAAGCGUAAAAAGAGUGCUGCACCACCUUUGAUAGACACUGCCAGAUUGGCAUACACAGAGAAGGAAGAAUAUGGUAUGGUUAGACCUUUAAAGAAGAUCCCAAGGCUUGUUCAGUAUUCUGACGAGACAGACGGUGCAUUUUUGAAGCGAGUGGGCAGAGCGGCAAAAGAUAUUUUAAGUGAAUCCAAGUUCGAAGAAAAGUUCAAAGUAGAAGUGGAUCGAGAUGAAAGUGGCGCUGUUGUAAAAGUGAAACACAAAAAGGCAUUAGAUGAUCCCCUUUUGCCAGCUAAGAAGAGAGCGAAAUUAGAAGCACGAGAAGAUAGAAAAAAGGAAAAAAAGAAGGAGCGAGAUUUAAAAAGGAAGCAGAAAGGAAAACGAAAGAGGGGUGAUGAGGACGAUUUCAGACACUUCCAAGACAAAGUAGAAUUUGGCGAAGUAGCCUACGAGCCUCCUAGUCUAGAUACAUCAAAGUUUGCAAAAAUGGCAAAUAAUGAUACUAAGACUAAGUCCUUCAUAUUUAUGAAGAAACUCAAAGGAUCACAAGCAGGUAAAAUGCCCGAGUUAACAGAAACAAGAAAGCAAAUGCUGGAAGAGGAGAGAUUAAAAGCAGUCCAAGCUUAUCGAGACAUGAAAGCUGCUAAAUACAUGUCUGAAAACAAGAAUUUUGCCUUAAUAUAGAUUUAUUUGUGUAUAGAGACCUUGUUUGUUAAUUUGAUUAUAAAGUUUUUUUUGCAA
Messenger RNA from Macrobrachium nipponense, 1060 nucleotides. RefSeq names its product coiled-coil domain-containing protein 137-like. Gene Ontology annotation, cellular component: nucleus. The record is from RefSeq and is a predicted model, not a curated record. The coding region runs from base 95 to 1003 and encodes 302 amino acids. The transcript is spliced from 6 exons. Lineage: Eukaryota; Metazoa; Arthropoda; Malacostraca; Decapoda; Palaemonidae.